Molecule: messenger RNA, 1655 nt
Organism: Daphnia magna
Lineage: Eukaryota; Metazoa; Arthropoda; Branchiopoda; Diplostraca; Daphniidae
Product: WW domain-containing protein C660.06
Exons: 3
Coding region: 538-1560 (340 amino acids)
Cellular component (GO): extracellular matrix
Source: RefSeq, a predicted model, not a curated record
UUUUUUUCACAAUAGUAGUUAUCGUCUUUGUGAUUUCCUGCUUUCGCAGGCUUUCUAUAUUCCCUAAAUAGAUAUUCCACUGAAGUUAGGUUUUUUUUUCAACUUACUUACAUUUUGAUGCUAGCGUCAGGUAGUAAAAUACGUUUUACUCUUAUCCCGACUCCCGGAAAUACCCUGGAAAAGCACGUUUGCAUCAAAUGUUAGCUGAUUCUAUCAAUCAAUAUUGACUUCAAGAGCACUCAUGAAUGCACGUUGACGAGCAUGACAUUCAAAUAAAGCAAAAGAAUUGAGCUAAGAGAUAAAAAAAAAAACAACUUGAAAGCCGCUAUUCUUGAUGAAUUACGUCAGCGUUUCUAAGCGGCUCAAAUUUCUCCCCCACUUCGAGUGCAACAAAAACCCACAUCUGGAAUAGGAAGCUGAUGAAUGCUUCUGUCGGUCGUCUGUCGAACUGAUUUCUCUCAUCGUCUUUCGCAUUUAUAAGCGAGAAAAUUCAACGAUAAGGUAUCCAGUCACAUUUCGACUUCGACCAACAACAAGAUGUUUCUCAAGGCUUUUAUUAUCCUACCUGCUCUUUUUUGCUUGGCAACGGCUGCUAGAAUGAACCCGAUUGCCAGCGAAUUCAAGCGUGACCAUUCCAGUUUGGAGUCUUUCGGCCAUGGCAAGCAUCACUCGCAUGCGUUAAAAACGAUUCGAUCCUCUGUCGGUUCUUCAAACAAAGCCGUUGAAAGAUCAUUUCCUGAGAAUGGAUUGGAUUCAGCUGGACCAGGUGCUCCUGCAUACGGUAGUGUUGGAGGAGCCGGGUUGGGUUCCUCCGUGCGAAAUUUCAAUGGGCCGACGGGCCAAACUAAUCUAGGCGGAGCUAGUGGAUUCGGCUUGGGCAUAAGCAACGUUGGACACCCUGGAUCAUAUGGUGGGCAACAGAGUGCCUUUGGAGGACAAUCUGCAUUCGGAGUACAGUCCGCUUCGUUUGCUGGCCAGCCUGGUUCGUUUGGAGGGCAAUAUGCAUCUUUCGGAGGUCAACCUGGAUCUCCUGGUGGUCAACCUGGAUCUCCUGGUGGUUACCCGAACUCGUUUGGUGGUCAUUCCGGUUUGCCUGGUGGCCAGACUGGAUCCCACGGAGGAGCGCAUGGAGCAGCUCCAGGAUACAGCGGUGCUUCUCAAGGGGGUUACGGUGGAAACUCUAACGCGGGAAUGCCUUAUCAUUUUCAAUAUAACGUAAAUGAAUACGGCAAUAACUUUGGGCACUCGCAAUCGAGCGACGGUAACCAAGUCAGUGGACGCUAUUUCGUGCAGCUCCCAGAUGGCCGACUUCAAACUGUGGACUUUAAGGCAGAUCCAUUGAACGGCUAUACCGCUGACGUCCAAUAUCAAGGUCAGGCCCAAUACCCAAGCAAUGAAGGAAGCUACUCUCCAGGAUUAGGAAACGGUGGUGGUAUUGGCGGCGGGACCGUUGGACAACUACCACUUGCUUUCCACGAUCAAGGAAACCAUGGAAAUGAUCUUCCUGGUUCAUCUGGAAGCUAUUCUGAUUCAGGUGCCUUUAGCGCCAAACCUUAUUAAAGGCUUGAAAGAAAGCGAAUUUAUCUUACAUAAAAUGUGACGCAAAUUUUUAGCAUUAUAUUGCGUCCAUUUCAAUAAAAUACCAUUGUUCAAAA